AUGUUUGGGAAGAAUAGGAAUAAAGGUUUUACGACAGCAAGAUAUGUCCAUUCCAAUUCAAAUAAUUCAAUAUCAAAUAAUUAUGCCUUAACCGCGCAACAAUUAAUGCAAGCAUCAAGAGUCGAUGAUAUAGACACUAUGAUGGGGUUCGAAAGGUACACAGCACCUCAAUUCAACGGAAAAAUUGAUCCAGAACAUUUAGAUUCUGUUCCUGGGAGAGUUGGUUGGUUACUUAAUAUGCAUCCCACAAUUAUUUCACAGGAAAUCAUGACAGGUACCACUAAUGGAAAGUCGGAUGGGAACUUAAGUGGUGGGAUUGCUGGUGUGGAUUAUUACUUUUUAGAUGAAGAAGGUGGAAGUUUCAAAUCUACGAUUACUUAUGAUCCUUAUUUUUUUAUAUCUUGCAUUGAUGAUUCUAUGAUUAAUGAUGUGGAAGAAUUUAUAAAGAAAUACCUGGAGAAUUGUCUGAAAUCUUGCUCUAUUAUAAUGAAGGAUGAUCUAAAGAUGGAUAAUCAUUUAUUAGGGUUGAAGAAGACUUUGAUCAAAUUAGAAUUCGUCAAUUCUAAUCAAUUAUUCGAGGCAAGAAAAUUACUGAAACCUAUAUUGACGGACAAUGAAAAUAACAAGAUACAAAGAAACGUUUACGACAAGAAUAGAACAAAUAAUAAUAAUAACAAUAAUGAAUCGACGCCGUCUGUUGCAGACGCUAAACAAUUUAUAGAAGACAUUAGAGAAUAUGAUGUACCUUACCAUGUUAGAGUAUCGAUUGAUAAAGAUAUUCGUAUAGGUAAAUGGUAUAAAGUAACGGCAGGUGGAUUUUUUGAAUAUGUGGAAAAAGUUGCAUUUGCAGAUCCAGUGGUGUUGGCAUUCGAUAUAGAAACUACAAAGGCUCCAUUAAAAUUUCCUGACUCUGCUGUAGAUCAGGUUAUGAUGAUUUCCUAUAUGAUCGAUGGAGAAGGUUUCUUGAUUACUAACAGAGAAAUUAUAUCGGAGGAUAUCGAGGAUUUCGAAUAUACACCAAGACCUGAAUAUGAAGGACAAUUUACAAUUUUCAAUGAAGUAGAUGAAAAGGCUCUUCUGGAAAGAUUUUUUGAACAUAUUCGAGAAGUACGACCUACUGUCAUUUCUACUUUUAACGGUGACUUCUUCGAUUGGCCUUUUGUUGAAACAAGAGCCAAGAUACAUGGAUUAGAUAUGUUUGACGAAAUUGGGUUUGCUCCCGAUGCAGAAGGUGAAUAUAAAUCUUCAUAUUGUUGUCAUAUGGAUUGUUAUCGUUGGGUGAAGCGUGAUUCUUACUUACCACAAGGUUCACAAGGUUUGAAGGCAGUGACGCAGGCUAAGUUAGGAUACAAUCCCAUCGAAUUAGACCCAGAGCUAAUGACGCCAUAUGCUUACGAAAAACCUCAACAUUUAUCAGAAUAUUCUGUCUCAGAUGCUGUGGCAACCUAUUAUCUUUACAUGAAAUAUGUCCAUCCAUUCAUCUUCUCCCUCUGUACGAUUAUUCCGUUAAACCCAGAUGAAACUUUGAGAAAAGGUACUGGUACUUUAUGUGAAAUGCUAUUGAUGGUUCAAGCCUACAAAGGUAGAAUUUUGCUACCUAAUAAACACACUGAUCCAAUUGAAAGAUUUUACGAUGGCCAUUUGUUAGAAUCCGAAACAUACGUUGGUGGUCAUGUGGAAUCUUUGGAAGCUGGUGUAUUUAGAAGCGAUAUCAACAGCAAAUUUAAGGUGGAUCCAACAGUUAUUGAUGAAUUGUUAGAGGACCUACCUUAUGCCUUGAAGUUUUGUAUUGAAACCGAAAAUAAAGCAAAUUUUGAUGAUGUGACGAAUUUUGAUGAUAUAAAGGACCAGAUCACAGAAAAGCUAUUAGAUCUGAAAAAUAAUCCAAAAAGAGACGAGAAGCCAUUGAUAUACCAUGUCGAUGUGGCGUCAAUGUAUCCGAAUAUUAUGACAACUAAUAGAUUGCAACCAGAUAGUAUUAAGACGGAGCGUGAUUGUGCCAGUUGCGAUUUUAACAGACCGGGGAAGACGUGUGCCAGAAAGUUAAAAUGGGCAUGGAGAGGUGAGUUUUAUCCAGCAAAGAUGGACGAAUAUAAUAUGAUUAAAAGAGCAUUACAAAAUGAGACCUUCCCAAAUAAAAAUAAAUUUUCCAAAAAGGAAUUCCUAACAUUUGAUGAAUUAAGCUAUACUGACCAAGUUGCUCACAUCAAGAAACGGUUAACUGAAUAUUCAAGAAAAGUAUACCAUAGGGUAAAAGUAUCAGAAAUUGUAGAAAGAGAGGCAAUUGUUUGCCAACGAGAAAAUCCCUUUUAUGUGGACACUGUUCGUGGAUUUCGUGACAGAAGAUACGAAUUCAAAGGUUUAGCCAAGACAUGGAAGGCGAAAAUGAAGAACAUCGAUCCAUCGGACAAGCAUGCAAAGGAUGAAGCCAAUAAAAUGGUAGUUCUAUAUGACUCACUACAAUUGGCCCAUAAGGUUAUUCUGAAUUCUUUCUACGGUUAUGUUAUGAGAAAAGGGUCACGUUGGUACUCUAUGGAAAUGGCCGGGAUAACGUGUCUUACUGGGGCUACAAUUAUUCAAAUGGCAAGAUCAGUUGUUGAGAGGGUUGGUAGACCACUUGAGUUAGAUACAGAUGGUAUUUGGUGUAUUAUACCAAGUUCGUUUCCAGAUACAUAUUUUUUCGAACUAUCUAAUGGGAAGAAAUUGUUUCUAUCAUACCCCUGUUCAAUGUUAAACUACAGAGUUCACCAACAAUUUACAAAUCAUCAAUACCAGACCCUUGUAGAUCCUGUGAAACACAGAUAUGAAACACACAGUGAGAAUUCUAUUUUCUUUGAAGUUGAUGGUCCUUAUAGGGCCAUGGUUUUACCGACAUCAAAAGAAGAAGGAAAAGGUAUUAAGAAAAGAUAUGCGGUGUUCAAUAAUGAUGGAACUUUGGCAGAACUAAAAGGUUUUGAACUAAAAAGACGUGGUGAAUUACAAUUAAUCAAAAAUUUUCAAAGUGAUAUUUUCAAAGUAUUCCUUGAAGGUACUAGUCUAGAUGAAUGUUACGGUUCUGUUGCAAAUGUAGCCAAUAGAUGGUUGGAUGUAUUAGAUACAAAAGGUUCAAUGCUAGAAGAUGAAGAUUUAAUCGCAUUGAUUUGUGAAAAUAGAAGCAUGUCAAAAACCCUUAAAGAAUACGAAGGUCAAAAAUCAACAUCCAUUACUACUGCAAAAAGAUUAGGUGACUUUUUAGGUGAAGAUAUGGUUAAAGACAAGGGUUUACAAUGUAAAUACAUUAUUAGUACCAAACCUUACAAUGCCCCUGUCACGGAACGUGCCAUCCCUGUCGCAAUAUUUUCUACCGACAUCAGCAUUAAACGUCUGUUCUUGAGGCGUUGGACAUUAGACCCUACGUUAGAGGAUUUUGAUAUCAGAACAAUUAUUGAUUGGAAUUAUUAUAGAGAAAGAUUAGCAUCUACCAUUCAAAAAAUUAUCACGAUACCGGCAGCUUUACAAGAUGUAGCAAACCCAGUUCCUAGAGUGGAACACCCUGAUUGGUUAAAGAAGAAAAUUGCCAUCAGAGAUGAUAAAUUCAAACAAACAUCAUUAAAUCGUUUCUUCUCCAAGGCGGAAGCCGCCCCAAAAUUUGGCCAUAUCAAAGAUAUUGAAGAUCUUUUCACAAAUCAAGAAGAUAAUGAAGGUGAAAACCUUAAAAUUGCAAGGACUACCUCAAGACAGACUAAAGGUAAAGGAAAAGGUAAAAGAAGAAGGGAUCAAAAAGCUGCCGAGGAACAUUCAUUAGUGCUACCUACGGAGAAACCGUCAAUGGAGGAUGAUUAUGCUGCAUGGUUAAACUAUGAAAAGAUAAAAUGGAAAAUCCAAGCCAGGGACAGAAAACGUAGAACACAGUUAUUCGGUAAUAAUUCCACAUCCACAGAAAGAAGUGCGUUUGGAAAUAUGAUUAGGAAACAAGCUGAGACAUAUGCUAAUUCAACAUGGGAAAUAAUACAAUAUAAGGACUCAGGCCAACCUGGUAUUCUAGAGGUGUAUGCAUCAAUAGAUGGAAGAAUACAAACAAUCAACAUUAAAGUCCCUAAGGUUAUAUAUAUGAAAUUUAAAACAGACACGUUACCUGUUGGAAAAAUAAAGCACUGCAAAAUAGAGAAAUCUAAUUCAGUCUUGCCAAAUAUUGCUAAAUUGAAUGAUGCAAAUACAAAUAAUCUCUUCAAAUUGACUCUUCCUGAAUCAACUUAUCUUGAAGAAAUGGAAGAUAUUGGAAGUAUUUUCAAUGAUGUAAAUGUUUUAGGUAUAUUUGAAGGUAAUAUUCCUGCGCAACAAAGAGCAAUAAUGGAAUUAGGUUCAUCAAUUGGUUUCAAGACGAAUGCUGUAGGUUCUUUAGGAAAAGGUAUUCAGAAUGGGUUUGAUAUGAAAAAUUUACGUGCAGCAGAUAAUGAAAGAUAUCUACAUCGUUUCCAUCUACCUGUAGGAUAUAUGCUACAUUCUACGACAAGUAUUAAUUAUGAAUUUUUCACAAUUUUUAAAUCUUGGGAAAACACUAUCUCAAUUUUGGUUUUAAAACCUUCCACGCAAGCUCAGGAGAUUAAUCAAGUAAUGAUGGAUCAAGUGUAUUCUGAGCUGUAUAAAUCAAGGGGUGAUAAGAUUAGAAAAUUUACUCACUUAGCCGACGUCAAAGAAGAUGCAAGUUUCGAGUUCAGCUAUUUUGAUGAUAUUGCAAAGUUAUAUAGAAGACUAUCCCAAGACAUCUCUAAGAUAAAGGAGGAAAAAGGACAACAGUUUUUGUUUCUUUUACAAUCACCAUAUCCCAAGAAGAUCAUGAAAUCAGUGAAGUAUUUAAAUCAAAUCCCUGUUGUAGAAUUAGCUUCAAAUGAAUUGGCCCUGCCACAAUUAAACUGGCAAGGGGUUCUGAUUAAGAAGAUUGUCAAUCAUCUCCUCUCUUGUGGUUCAUGGGUUUCUCAUCUUAUUACACUGUCGCAAUAUAGCAAUAUCCCAAUUGGUAAUUUAAAUUUGGAUAAUAUGAGUUAUGUUAUUGAUAUGAUAUACGUGAGAAGGUUGAAGAAUGAAGGCAUUGUACUUUGGUGGAAUGAGAAUAUACCGCUUCCCGACCAUGGUGGUGUUCAAAAUGAUUUUGACCUGAAUACUUCAGAUAUGAUGAAUGAUUUAUCGUUUCCAGAGUUGAACCAACCAAAUAUUUAUGAUAAUGCUGUUCUCGAAAUUGAAAUUGGUAAUUUAACUGUGAAUACUGUGCUAGGGUCAACUUUGAUAAAUGAAGCCGAAGGUAGUGACCUUGCAAAUAAUGGUUCUUCAGGGUUCGAUGAUAACAAAAAUAGUAAUGCAUUUGUCGAAGACGCCUUCUCAGGAGCUGCAUUAUCAGUAUUGAGAAAUAUGUUGAAGGAAUGGUGGGACCAGGCCUUAAAGGAGAAUUCUACAGCAGAUUUAUUAGUCAAUUCAUUUGUGAAUUGGUCACAGAAUCCAACCUCCAAAUUAUUCGAUGGUUCCUUAAGAUAUCAUAUUCAAAAUUUGACUAAAAAAUCAUUACUUCAAUUGAUGAAUGAAUUUAAUACUCUAGGUUCAAACGUGAUCUACGCUGAUAGAAAUAAGUUACUGGUCAAAACCACUAAAUUUUCACCUGAAAAUUGUUAUGCAUACAGUAACUAUAUGAUAAAGGCCAUUAGAACGACGCCAAUGUUCAGCUAUCUUGAUUUGAAUAUUGUUCGUUAUUGGGAUAUUUUAAUAUGGAUGAAUAAAUAUAACUUUAGUGGUAUUGCCUGCUUGGAGAUUGAAGAAAAGGAUAAACAGGAUUUACAUGCAUAUUCUCAUUGGCAGAUUAAGAAAUUUUUACCGCCCAUCUUCCAACCUGAAUUUGAUGAUUGGAUGAUGAUUAUCUUAGAUAGUAUGGUAAAGACUAAAGAACAUUAUUUGGAAGUUAACACGGGUACCCAAAGAGCAACUCAACUGUUACCAAUCAAGGCGCGUGACCAGAAAGAUGAUGAUGAAUCCUCUCUUUCCACAUUCACGGAACAUUUUGCUCGACCAUUACUUAAGAGAGUCAAAAAGUUAUUUAAGAAUCAACAAGAAUUUAUCUUAGAUCCGCACUAUGCAGCAGAUUACGAAUUCCCAAUUUUACCUGGUUCAUAUCUAAUGAUGAAAAAUCCUCUGUUAGAAUUAGUGAAAUCACUUUGUCAUGUCAUGUUACUAUCGAAAAAGACUACAAUUGAAGUGAGAGAAUUGAGAAAAGAGUUAUUAACAAUCUUUGAUAUUAAAGAAUUUGCGAAAAUAUCUGAAUUCAAGGAUCCAAGUAGCAGCCUAGAUAUUACUGGGUUCUUAUGUGAAUAUUGUUCUCAUUUCUCAGAUCUUGACUUUUGUAAAUCAGAUCCAGCUACUAUAUUUAACUGUGAAAAAUGUCAUAAGGAAUUCAACAAAUUAUUGCUACAGGAGCACUUGGUUCAAAAGUUAUAUGGCGAGAUUGAAUCAUAUUUGACGCAAGAUCUAUGUUGUUCCAAAUGCAAUAAAAUUAAACAAGAUUAUAUGAGUACCCAUUGUCAAUGCUCUGGUUCUUGGAAGGGAAGUAUAUCUCAGGAUUCGGUCACUAAAAUGAUAGAAGUUUACAAACAAGUUGCUGGAUACUAUGAAUUCGAGGUGCUGACUAAUGCCUUAGAAGAACUAUUUUAA
Messenger RNA from Naumovozyma castellii, 6672 nucleotides. It is a transcript of the gene POL2, whose product is annotated as DNA polymerase epsilon catalytic subunit. The transcript has a single exon. The coding region runs from base 1 to 6672 and encodes 2223 amino acids. The record is from RefSeq and is a predicted model, not a curated record. Lineage: Eukaryota; Fungi; Ascomycota; Saccharomycetes; Saccharomycetales; Saccharomycetaceae.